Messenger RNA from Populus euphratica (Euphrates poplar), 1179 nucleotides. RefSeq names its product lignin-forming anionic peroxidase-like. Gene Ontology annotation, biological process: hydrogen peroxide catabolic process; response to oxidative stress. Bases 98 to 1054 code for a protein of 318 amino acids. Lineage: Eukaryota; Viridiplantae; Streptophyta; Magnoliopsida; Malpighiales; Salicaceae. Gene Ontology annotation, molecular function: peroxidase activity; heme binding. The transcript has 3 exons. The record is from RefSeq and is a predicted model, not a curated record.
UCUCAGUCAUCCAACAGCUUUGGUAACAGCACCUGCAGACUUAGCUAUACAUUUAGCGGGCUAAAACCUUUAGUUUCUCCAACUGAAAACACAUAAAAUGGCAGCAAAAGCAGGAGCAGCAGCUUCUUUCAUUUUCAUGCUGUUCUUGCUGAACAUAGCAUGCCAGGCUCAACUCUCCCCUGCAUUUUACGACAGCUCCUGUCCUAACGCGCUUAGCGCGAUCCGAACUGCUAUCAGAAGUGCAAUUGCAGGGGACAGGAGAAUGGCUGCGUCUCUCAUCCGCUUACACUUUCACGAUUGCUUUGUCCAGGGUUGUGAUGCCUCCAUCUUACUAGACGAGACUUCCUCUAUCCAGAGUGAAAAGACUGCCCUCGGCAAUCUUAACUCUGCAAGAGGUUAUAAUGUAAUAGAGAAAGCAAAAACUGAAGUUGAGAAGAUCUGUCCCGGAGUAGUAUCCUGUGCGGAUAUCAUUGCUGUUGCAGCGAGAGAUGCGUCUUCUUAUGUGGGUGGCCCGUCCUACGCAGUGAAGCUUGGAAGAAGAGAUUCAACUACAGCGAGUAGAACUUUAGCCAACGCAGAGUUACCUGCCUUCUUUGAAAGCCUGGAGAGUCUUAUUUCUCGCUUCCAAAAGAAAGGCCUGACUGCAAGGGACAUGGUUGCCUUGUCAGGUUCACAUACUCUCGGACAAGCUCAAUGCUUCACUUUCCGUGAAAGGAUAUACAAUGACAGCAAUAUCGAUGCCGGAUUCGCCAGCACCCGCAGGAGGCGCUGUCCACGUGUUGGCAGCGACGCAACCUUAGCCCCGCUCGAUUUGGUCACUCCCAAUUCUUUCGACAACAAUUACUUCAAGAAUCUGAUGCGAAACAAGGGUCUCCUUCAAUCAGAUCAAGUGCUUUUCAAUGGAGGCUCCACGGACAGCAUUGUCUCUGAAUACAGCAGGAACCCUGCAAGAUUCAAAUCAGAUUUUGGAUCUGCCAUGAUCAAAAUGGGAGAUAUAGGUCUUCUCACUGGAUCAGCCGGGCAGAUAAGGAGGACUUGCAGUGUUGUCAACUAGUUUUUCCAUUCUUUUUUUCCUUGAAGAUUUUCUCGAUCAAGUAUGCAGACAUAACGAUGUUUUAUUUGUUUUCUCAAAUUGUUUAGUCCGUCAAGUAUAAAUCAAUAAUCAAGAGAAUUCGUUCA